Messenger RNA from Anarrhichthys ocellatus (wolf-eel), 5172 nucleotides. It is a transcript of the gene pde11a, whose product is annotated as phosphodiesterase 11a. NCBI's taxonomy places the organism in Eukaryota, Metazoa, Chordata, Actinopteri, Perciformes, Anarhichadidae. The coding region runs from base 342 to 3101 and encodes 919 amino acids. The transcript has 20 exons. Gene Ontology annotation, molecular function: 3',5'-cyclic-nucleotide phosphodiesterase activity; protein binding. Gene Ontology annotation, biological process: signal transduction. The record is from RefSeq and is a predicted model, not a curated record.
UGCUCGGUGGUGGCUCUCUGGGAGAUGAUCAAUGCACGUGAUAGUCCACGCGAGCUUUAAUUUCCUUUACUUAGAUGUGCUUUGAUGGUCUUAAAUUAAGUGAAUGGUGUGGAGAUGCUGUGGAGGAAUAUGCUGGUGCGCAAAGGGAGUCUCCAUCCUUCUCCUCACAGAGUGGAAACCGGGUAUGUAGCCAGAGCACCAGGGGCUCUCAGGAUAACGCAUCUUGGAAGUUAUGGUAUUCAAAUGAUUCUCUACUUCAACUCUCAGUAAAGCCUCAUAGAUGGUAUUUCUCUGCGCGACUUCGUGGAUUUGGUUCGCUGAGGACCAUCUGAAGAACAGGCAUGGCAGUGCCAACUAUGGUGUUCUCUGACGUGGAAAGUUUUCUGGACUCGCAUCCCGAGUUGUUCGAGGACUACCUGAACAGAAAGGGGAAAUAUAGCAUGGUGGAGAAAUGGCUCAAGAAUCACAAGGCGAGCAAAAGUUCGGCGGCCGCAGCUCCCGCCUGGCCGAGAGAGGAGAAGAGCAACGAGUGUAAGGACAGCUGGGCGAGCCAACGCGACGGCCUGCAAAGGAGAGUCUCGCAGAAGGAGCUGCGCAAAACUUUCGCCAGAUCAAAGGCCAUCAAUGUGAACAGGACGUACGACGAACAUGUCAAUUCCAGGGCCCAGGAGCCCUUGACGAGCAUGAGGAGGAGAGCUCUGCUGAGGAAAGCGAGCUCUCUGCCCCCGACCACUGCGCACAUACUGAGCGCACUGCUGGAGUCCAGAGUCAACAUCCCCCAGUACCCGUCCACAGCCGUGGAUUUUAAGUAUUACCUCAAAGAACACAACGAAAGAGAGUUUUUCCUGGAGCUCGUGAAAGACAUAUCUAACGACUUGGAUCUAACGAGUCUCAGCUACAAAAUCCUUGUGUUUGUUUGUAUUAUGGUCGACGCAGACCGGUGCUCAUUGUUUUUAGUGGAGGGAACAGGCAACAAGAAGACACUGGUGUCCAAAUUCUUUGACGUGCACGCAGGUACCACUGUUUUACCCUCAAUUAACUCAGAUGAAGUUCAAGUGCCGUGGGGGAAAGGAAUCAUCGGAUAUGUGGCUGAGCACGGAGAGACAGUGAACAUUUCUGACGCCUAUCAGGAUCGUCGGUUCAGUGAUGAAAUUGACAAGCUGAGAGGGUACAAAACCAAGUCACUCCUGUGCAUGCCCAUUCACAACAGUGAUGGAGAGAUCAUUGGGGUUGCUCAGGCCAUCAACAAGACUUCAAGUGGAGAACUCUUCACUGAAGAUGAUGAAAAGGUGCUGCAGAUGUACCUGCCUUUCUGUGGUAUUGCGAUCUCCAAUGCCCAACUCUUCGCCGCCUCAAGGAAGGAGUAUGACAAGAGUCGGGCACUCUUGGAGGUAGUCAAUGACCUGUUUGAAGAGCAGACGGACGUGGAGAAGAUUAUCAGGAAGAUCAUGCACCGUGCCCAGACAUUGCUAAAGUGCGAGCGCUGCUCUGUUCAGUUGCUGGAGGACAUUGAGUCACCGGUGGUGAAGUUCACCAAGUCGUUUGAGCUACUGUCCCCUAAGUGUAGUGCAGACAUUGAAAGCAGUUUCAAAGACAGUAUGGAGAGGUCGUCUUACUCAGACUGGCUCAUCAACAACAGUAUCGCAGAGCUGGUAGCGUCCACAGGACUCCCCGUGAACAUCAGCGAUGCCUAUCAGGAUCCUCGCUUUGAUGCUGAGGCAGACCAGUUCUCAGACUUCCACAUCCGCUCUGUGCUUUGUGUUCCCAUAUGGAACAGCAACCACCAAAUCAUUGGUGUCGCCCAAGUGCUGAACAGGCUCGAUGGGCAACCGUUCGAUGACGCAGACCAGCGUCUCUUUGAAGCGUUUGUGAUCUUUUGUGGACUGGGCAUCAACAACACCAUCAUGUACGACCAGGUGAAGAAGUCCUGGGCCAAGCAGUCUGUAGCUUUGGAUGUUCUGUCUUACCAUGCCACUUGCUCCAAGACUGAAGUUGACAAAUUCAAGGCUGCCAACAUUCCCCAGGUUUGCGAGCUGGGCAUCGGUAAGCUCUCCUUUGAUGACUUCUCCCUGGACGUUGACGCCAUGAUAACGGCCGCUUUGAGAAUGUUUACGGAGUUAGGAAUGCUGCAGAAAUUCAAGAUUGAUUAUGAGACACUAUGCAGAUGGCUGCUGACUGUCAGAAAGAACUACAGAAUGGUUCUCUAUCACAACUGGAGACAUGCCUUCAACGUCUGCCAGUGCAUGUUUGCAAUGCUAACGACAGCGGGCUUCCAGGAGACUCUGACAGAGGUGGAGACCUUAGCGCUGAUUGUGGGUUGUGUCUGCCAUGACUUGGACCACAGGGGCACCAACAACGCUUUUCAGGCAAAGACGGGCUCAGCCCUUGCUCUGCUUUAUGGGACCUCUGCUACACUGGAGCACCAUCACUUCAACCAUGCCGUUAUGAUCCUGCAGAGCGAGGGUCACAAUAUCUUCUCCAACCUCUCGUCCACAGAGUAUGGGGCCCUAAUGCAGCUGUUGAAACAGUCCAUUCUGGCCACAGACCUCACACUUUACUUUGAGAACAGAAACACCUUCUUUGAGCUGGUCAGCAAAGGAGAGUACAACUGGAAUCUGAAGGCGCAUAGAGACAUGUGCAGAUCCAUGAUGAUGACAGCGUGUGAUCUCGGUGCUGUCACUAAACCAUGGGAAAUAUCACGCAAGGUUGCAGAGUUGGUGACCAGCGAGUUCUUCGAGCAGGGCGACAGAGAGAGAUCAGAGCUGAAGCUCACACCCUCUGCCAUCUUUGAUCGAAACAGGAAGGAUGAAUUGCCAGGACUUCAGCUGGAGUGGAUUGAUGGAAUUUGUGCACCGUUAUACGAGACUCUCGUCAAGUUGAAUCCCAAACUUCAGCCGAUGGUUGACAUGAUCAAAGCUAACAGGGCCAAUUGGGAGGAACUGAACAAGAAGAGACAACGUGGCCAGAGUGUUUCUGCACCCUCGAGCCCCUGCAGUGGAGACAGCACAGACACAAUCGGCUGCACUGUGGCCAAAACAGGCAGCAAAACCUGCUGCAGCAGCAGCGAUGCUGACGGAGCACCAUCUAAACCAGUUAGUUAGCUACUGAUGCCAUCUCCAAGCUGAUCUAUUAGGCUUACCUCCUCUUAAACGCAGCCUGCAACCGAGGCAGUGCAUGCAGAGGUUCUUGGGCUCUGCUCGUCUUCGCUUUUACAGCUAGAGAUGAGCUUUAGACUUGAGUGCAGCGCUGUCAUAGAGGUUUUUCUGCCACCUUCAGUCUUCCUGUGCUGAAGGCUGACCGAGCUGUGUUUGGCGGGCUUGUCGGAGCGGCUACAAAUCAGCUGAUGACACCACGUCAGCAAAGGAAACUCAAACCAAUGUGUCAACCUGUCAGCCAGCGAGUUAACACUAAUUAUUCCGGGCAUUGGACAGAUUUGUGGGCACAAGGCAUGGAGAAUAUGAGAGGAAUGUUUGUUUCUGCUGUGGUUCGUCUUGCUCUCGGUACCUCCUCAUUGCUCGCAUUUUGUCCGGGGUAACAAAGAUAUUUUUUGUAAAUAUAUACAUAGACUAUUAAGUUGUUUACAAGUGCUGUUUAAGAACCUGUAAGCUCUGGCUUGUAAUGUGGCUGUAGAGUUUCUGAAGGAUAAAGGAGUACAGGAACAGCAGGACCUGUGACAAUGCUUGCAAUGCAAAUUGAGUGCUCCGCUCCCUCCCUCCCUGUGCCUUGUUUUAAGAGCCUAUUGAAAAAUGCAUGGCCUCCUCACCGAGAUUCUUAGAUGGAAAUCCAAGUUGAACCAUGACUUUUAUUGCCAUAAUUUAUGAAAAACCAAUGACUGCAGCUCUGUCUUGAUCCCAUGUCAGCCACAAAGCAUUAACAUUCUAUACAUAAAGACAUCUAUUUUGCCCAAUUUUAUAAAUGCAGGGUCCCACUUGUCACACACACACACACACACACACACACACACUAAUACACACACAAUGUGCCUUGAUGAAGUUGUGCUGACAUCAAUUCACUUCUGCAGAAAUUGCAUCUGCUGAUUUAACACAGACAGCUGAAGCAUACGUUCAACUAAAACACCCUAAACUAAGAGUAGUUGAUAUUUGAAGAAAUACACUUACCAUUCUAUUAUGUGUUUGCAGGCAGCCGAAGGUAAGCUCAGCUUUGCACAAAGACAGAAAACAGGGGGAAAAAGCUACCUGGCUCUGUCCACAAAAGACAUUCAGUUUACUGUCACAGAGGAGUAAAGAACUUAGAAAUGAUUCAUAUUAAAGAAGCUGGAAUCUGAGAGUUUCGUCUUUUUUGUUGUCAAAAUAGUCUAAUAUUUGAGAACUAAUCGAUUCAUUGUUGCAGCUCUAGAUAUAACAUGCUGUAUAGUUUGAGAACUUUCAAGGUGCUGGUAGGUGGAUUUUGAUACCUCUGGAUAGAGUCAGGCUAGCCGUUUCUUCCUCCUUCCUGUCUUUAUGCUAAGCUAAGCUAACCAGUAGCUUUAUUUGAAAGUGGCAUCCUCCAAUCUAACUUGCCGUCAGAAAGCGAAUAAGUGUAUUUCCUCAAAUGUCUGACUUUUGCUUUAAUAGGAUUUAUUUUCUUCUCUCAAAUCUCACAAAUGCUACUUAAACUGCUUUUAUGAUUUCCAAAAGAAGACUGAGACACUGACACUUAGUACUGAAGUGCCCAUAUUAUAGUAUAAAAGUAUUAUUUUCUGGGUGGGGGUUUGCCUUAUGAAAUGUGUUGUAGCUUUGUUAAUUGGAGUUUAAAACGUGACUGUGCACAUUGUGUGGCAUGGAUCUGUACUCUACUGUAUUUUAGUUAAAGAGCUGAAUUUAACUCGACCAGAAACAUUUUGAAUUGCAUGUUUUAUGCAGUAUUAAAUUCAACCACUUGCUAAGGAUGUAGCAAACAUGUGAGCCAACAAAUACCUCGUAUUUUGAACUUCGUCAGUAAACACAUUAUCUCAUCGGAAAUGCAUGAUUUAAAUUCUAUUGCAUCAUGUAACGUGAAUUAUGGAUAUCGCUGUUCUAUUUUUCUAUUAGGUCUCCAAAUGUGGCCAAACUACUUUGUCCUUUUUGCAAUGUAACGUGCUUCUUGUAUUUCUUCUUUACUCACCCAUGUUUGGACUGUGGAUUUAUUUAUCAGCGGGCUGAACUGAAAGAAACCUCGGGCAUGAAAAGGCAA